This is a messenger RNA of Phlebotomus papatasi, 1871 nucleotides long. Its product is annotated as T-complex protein 1 subunit zeta-like. Gene Ontology annotation, biological process: protein folding. Gene Ontology annotation, cellular component: chaperonin-containing T-complex. Lineage: Eukaryota; Metazoa; Arthropoda; Insecta; Diptera; Psychodidae. The record is from RefSeq and is a predicted model, not a curated record. Gene Ontology annotation, molecular function: ATP binding; ATP hydrolysis activity; ATP-dependent protein folding chaperone. The coding region runs from base 127 to 1725 and encodes 532 amino acids. The transcript is spliced from 2 exons.
UCGAAGUGUUGGCAACACUGGUUUUCUAGUAGUCUCCGCACAUUUUGCUCUGGAACAUUCUCAGAUCGCACGCUCUUGUUUUUCUGUGAAAAUUUUCCGUGAUUUUGUGGUGUUUCUAGUGCUGAAAUGGCUGCUAUUAGUUUGCUGAAUCCCAAGGCAGAAUUUGCCCGUGCUGCCCAAGCGCUGGGCAUCAAUAUCUCAGCGGCAAAGGGGCUCCAAGAAGUCAUGAAACCUAACCUCGGACCCAGAGGCACCCUCAAAAUGUUAGUUUCGGGAGCUGGGGACAUAAAGAUCACGAAAGAUGGGAAUGUCUUGCUCCAUGAGAUGCAAAUUCAGCAUCCCACGGCAUCUCUCAUUGCCAGGGCUAGUACAGCUCAGGAUGACAUGACUGGGGAUGGGACAACAUCGACAGUUUUGUUGAUUGGGGAACUUCUGAAGCAAGCUGAGAUUUUUGUAGCUGAGGGAUUGCAUCCCAGAAUGAUUACUGAGGGUUUUGAGAAGGCACGGGAUCGUACUCUUGAAGUGCUCGAUGCUCUUAAAAUCCCAGUGGCGAUUGACAGAAAGGGAUUGACCGAUGUGGCCAGAACAGCUCUGGCCACAAAGGUUCGGGCAGAUCUGGCUGAGGUACUUACAGAUGUCUGUGUGGGGGCUGUUUUGGCCAUCAAGGGAUCUGAGGAUAAGCCUGUGGAUCUGCAUAUGAUCGAAUUGAUGGAGAUGCAGCACAAAUCAGCCACAGAUACUCAAUUAAUUGAGGGUUUGGUGCUGGAUCACGGUGCUCGGCAUCCGGAUAUGCCAAAGCGCCUGGAAAAUGCCUACAUUCUCACAUGCAACGUUUCCCUAGAAUAUGAAAAGUCCGAAGUGAAUUCGGGCUUUUUCUACAAGACAGCCGGAGAUCGGGAGAAGUUUGUUCAGGCUGAACGGGAAUUCAUUGAGCUGCGCUGCAAGAAGAUCAUCGAGCUGAAGAAGAAAGUGUGCGAUGGCACAGAUAAGACCUUCGUGGUGAUCAACCAGAAGGGUAUCGAUCCCAUGUCUCUGGAUAUGCUGGCCAAGGAGGGUAUCCUAGCCCUUAGGCGUGCCAAGAGGAGGAAUAUGGAACGUCUGGCAUUGGCUUGUGGCGGAAGUGCCAUGAAUUCCGUGGAAGAUCUCCAGGAGUCCCAUCUGGGAUAUGCAGGACUUGUGUAUGAGCAUGUCCUGGGUGAGGAUAAGUACACUUUCGUGGAGAAAUGCAAGAAUCCCCAAUCAGUGACAAUUCUCAUGAAAGCCCCCAACAAAUACACCCUGACGCAGAUUAAGGAUGCCAUCAGGGAUGGAUUGAGAGCAAUCAAUAACACCAUCGAUGACAAAUGUCUCAUUCCCGGGGCAGGAGCCUUCGAGAUUCGAGCCUACAAUGAACUCAUGAAGUUCAAGGAUACCGUCAAGGGAAAAUCUCGUUUGGGUGUCCAAGCAUUCGCAGAAGCCCUCUUGGUGAUCCCCAAAACUCUCGCACUGAACUCCGGGUACGAUGCCCAGGACACCAUUGUGAAGCUUCAGGAGGAAGAUCGCUUGAAUCCCGAUCCAGUGGGAUUUGAUAUUUUCACCGGAGAACCCAUGAAACCGGUAGAUUUGGGCGUCUAUGACAAUUACGUGGUCAAGAGACAAAUAAUCCGUUCGUGCUCAGUAAUCGCCAGCAAUCUGCUCCUAGUGGAUGAGAUCAUGAGAGCAGGAAUGACCAGCCUCAAGGGAUAGACACUGAGGCGGGUCAAUGCUUCCUUUAUUCUACUCAAUGCUGCCCAGCUAAUCAUUCACAGAGUAUUUUUUGCAUCUCACAAACCAGUUAAUUGUAUUUCGUAAAAAAAAUGGAAUAAACUCUCAAACUUACUAAAAAAAAAAAA